AUGGCCAUAGGAAGAGUCCUGCUCGGCUCUCUGCUGCUCCUAUCCCUGCAGCUGGGCCUCGGCGGCAACCCAAGUACGCCAGGGGCUCCAAUGGUGGAGGGAACACUCUCGUCUGAGCCGGCAGCAGACAUGGGGACCUGGAAGGCACAGCUGAGUGCCCGCCUGCGCCGAGCCCCGGCCGGCCCAUGCCAGCUGCAGAGCUUGGCCCUGCCAGUGGUGGAGCUGGGCCUGGGCUAUGCUUCGGAGGAGACGAUCAUCUUCCGCUACUGUGCUGGCAGUUGUCCCCGAGGUGCCCGCACCCAGCACAGCCUGACGCUGGCCUGGCUGCGGAGCCAGGGCCGAGCACAUGGAAGCCCCUGCUGCCAGCCCACCCGCUAUGCUGACGUGGCCUUCCUGGAUGAUCACCACCGCUGGCAGUGGCUGCCCCAGCUCUCAGCAGCUGCCUGCGGCUGCAGUGGCUGA
Myotis daubentonii (Daubenton's bat) is the source of this 462-nucleotide messenger RNA. It is a transcript of the gene PSPN, whose product is annotated as persephin. The record is from RefSeq and is a predicted model, not a curated record. NCBI's taxonomy places the organism in Eukaryota, Metazoa, Chordata, Mammalia, Chiroptera, Vespertilionidae. Gene Ontology annotation, molecular function: growth factor activity; glial cell-derived neurotrophic factor receptor binding; receptor tyrosine kinase binding.